UGUUGGCGGCUCUGCUGAGCGCGGUAGCUGUCAGAUGGUGGAGAGAGAGACGCAGAGAGGACACCCGCCACUCGCUUCGUCUUUCCAGAGUAAACCUCCAUCAGUCGGCGCCUCCUGAAAGGCACUUCAGCGCCUCACCGGCCCCGUAGCUGCUGGGCGGACCUGCGCUUUCCACCCAGCGUUAGCACUAAAUUACAGUCAUUCUUUCGGAGUUGAAUAAAGCGACGAAGCGAGAGACAGGGGUGAGACAUGGCCACGACAACCUGUACGCGAUUCACAGAUGAAUAUCAGCUGUACGAGGAGCUGGGGAAGGGAGCCUUUUCAGUGGUGCGCAGAUGUGUGAAGCUGUGCACGGGACAGGAGUAUGCUGCCAAAAUAAUCAACACCAAAAAGUUAUCUGCAAGAGAUCACCAGAAGCUGGAGCGAGAGGCUCGGAUUUGUCGCCUGUUGAAACACCCCAACAUCGUUCGUCUUCAUGACAGUAUAUCAGAGGAGGGCUUCCACUACCUGCUUUUUGACUUGGUGACCGGAGGUGAACUGUUCGAGGACAUCGUAGCCAGAGAGUAUUAUAGCGAGGCCGACGCCAGUCAUUGCAUCCAGCAGAUCCUGGAGGCGGUGCUUCACUGCCAUCAAAUGGGUGUGGUGCACCGGGACCUGAAGCCCGAGAACCUUCUCCUGGCAAGCAAAUGCAAGAACGCUGCAGUGAAGCUGGCCGACUUUGGCCUGGCCAUCGAGGUGCAGGGGGAUCAGCAGGCCUGGUUUGGAUUUGCUGGCACACCGGGGUACCUGUCCCCUGAGGUGCUGAGGAAGGAGGCAUAUGGCAAGCCUGUGGACAUCUGGGCCUGCGGGGUGAUCCUCUACAUCCUGCUGGUGGGUUACCCUCCUUUCUGGGACGAGGACCAGCACAAGUUGUACCAGCAGAUCAAGGCUGGGGCUUAUGAUUUUCCUUCCCCAGAGUGGGACACAGUUACCCCAGAGGCCAAAAACCUGAUCAACCAGAUGCUGACCAUCAACCCAGCCAAGAGGAUCACUGCUCAGGAGGCCCUCAAGCACCCAUGGGUCUGUCAACGAUCUACAGUGGCGUCGAUGAUGCACAGACAGGAGACUGUAGAGUGCCUGAAGAAAUUCAAUGCCAGGAGGAAACUGAAGGGGGCCAUUCUUACUACCAUGCUGGUGUCUCGAAACUUCUCUGCAGCCAAGACCUUGCUCAACAAAAAGGCAGAUGUCAAGAAGCGCAAGUCCAGCUCUACUGUCCAGUAUAUGCCCCAGACAAACAGCACCAAAAACAGCAUAGUCACCAGUCCCAAAGGAAACAUCCCUUCACCUGCUCUGGAACCUCAGACAACUGUCAUCCAUAAUCCAGUGGACGGGACGAAGGAAUCAUCAGACAGCAGCAACACCACGGUGGAGGAUGAAGAUGUGAAAGCACGCAAACAAGAAAUUAUCAAGAUAACGGAGCAGCUGAUAGAAGCCAUCAACAACGGAGACUUUGAUGCAUAUGCUAAAAUCUGCGACCCUGGACUGACUUCAUUUGAGCCUGAGGCGCUGGGAAACCUGGUAGAGGGGAUGGAUUUCCACAGAUUUUACUUUGAGAACCUUUUGGCUAAGAACAGCAAGCCCAUCCACACCACCAUCCUGAACCCCCACGUGCACCUGAUCGGCGAGGACGCGGCCUGCAUCGCUUACAUCCGCCUGACCCAGUUCGUUGACAGCCAGGGUCGGCCGCGGUCUAGCCAGUCAGAGGAAACUCGUGUCUGGCAUCGCAGAGACAGCAAGUGGCAGAACAUCCACUUCCACUGCUCAGGUGCACCAGCUGCGCCGCUCCAGUGAGGUCACCUGCCAUAGUUUUGUCUGUCGGGAGUGCUCUGCUGGAGAGAGAGAGGAGGAAGAGGAGGAGGAGGAAGGGGUGAAAGAAUAGAUCCAGUGUCAGUUUGGGGGAUAGGGCUUGUCGCCCUUCAACAAUAAAGCCACCCUUACUGGACACCCGGCCUCAGCCCCCAGCAUGCAUCUCUUAUUUUACUACUGGCCCCGGUCUGCCGCCUUCAGACGACAGUAACUCAGCAGCCUUCACACCCCAGCUUCCUCUUCUUCCCUCCAGCACACUGGGUGAUCAGUGGGGGUGGGGGUGUUUGCAGCACUCGGUGUGGUUCCUUCUUCCUGUGGUCUCUUUCCCAUCCUCACAAUUUUUGUGACACCAACCCUCUUGUCCUCCUGUGAAUCCACACUUGUGUGACAUAAACACUGCACUGGAAAUACAGUAUGUAAAGUUUGAAGUAAAACGAUCAUUACUAUAGUAUUAUUAUGAUUAUUAUUAUUACACAUUUGCAAUUGUAUAUGUCAUUUGUAUAAUUCAAACUUCUUGAUGCCAGUGGUUUCUAGAGUUAAAGGAAAUCUUUUUUGUUUUUCUCUAUCUUUUUAAGGAAGCAUGUUGUUCCCCAUAUUAACAGUGGCUGUUUUUAUUGUGGCUAUUCAGUGAAAAAAUGAUAUCGCAGCUUUUGUAAUUUGCUUCUUAUAUGUUAGCUCUAAUACUGCACCCAACCUCACGGUCAACACGUUCUGGUUUUCUUUUGCUUUGCCUAUUUUCUAUUUCAUGCCUUUUUUUUUUUGGAAGGGGGAGUGGCUCAUGUAGAGUGUGUGUGUGGUUGUGGAAGGCAGACAGUGUAUUCUGGCCCAACAAAACAGUGACGCUGUACAGCUGGAGGAGCCUGUAGUUUUGCCCUUGUUGCAGUGUGAACGGCCGGUGAAGGGCUCAGUGUCUUCCUGCGUUGAAACCUAAACAUUAAAACCAUACAACAGAAACAGCAUGCAAGAGGAGUUUUAAUGUGAAUUUACCUUUUUCAUGUUUAUGUACAGUAUGUCUCUGUAGAGGCAGAACGCCCUGCGCUCCAGCAGCCUGAAUGGUGAGGUCUGAAACAUGAAGCAGAAACGUGAAGAUGCGUAAGAAGAAAAAGAUUUGAUCCCUUUCUUGUUUUGUAUUGGCGCCACCAUCAGCGGAUGACAAACAUUAUAACGAGAAACGUUUUCUUAACAUAAGAUACUUAAUCUUAAAGUGACUUUUUUGUUAAGAUGACGUUCUGCCCUUUGACCCCACCGCUGCCUUUUCACACACAUUGAUGAUUUAUAGAAAUGUCAGUGAGCAGUCGUUCAUCCUGGACUCCUGCUUCCAUCAAGAGCCUUUUUUUUUAUCUGGCUGGUGGCGCUGAAACGGGGCUUGGCGAGGGGGCGAUGCACUGUUGGUGGCGCCUGCUGUUGCUAGGCGACAGCUGAAUAUCUGCUUGAAGUUCAGUACUGUUCCUAAAAGUUAAGAUAUUUUUAGCAGGUCCUCCCCCUCCCCCAAUCAAAAUGACAAACAGAAGAAGUCAGCGCUGUAAAGAAAGGAUCCCACUGGAUAUGAGACCUUUCCUACUUCCGGAGUCGAACUGCAGAAAGGUGGUGCUGACCACCUGUUUGUCUCUAUGAAGCACAUACACUUAGGCUUUUAUCAGCGAUGAAGGAUGAAGAGUGUGUUCUUGGUUGUGCAGGGAUUCUGUGGUCUGGUUCCUCAUUUCAGGGCAGGUCUUUGACACAGGAUGCAAUAUUUCUGUGUGUGUGUGUGUGUGUGUGUGUGCGUGCUCGUGUAUGCAUGAACAGUAUAUCCAUUGCUCUCAGUGUGUAUUUACAAACCUGGGGGGUGGGUUUUGGAGGUGUGUGUUGUGCCAGAGAAGGCUUUAUUUCGGAGGACAUAUCAGUCCCCUGCCUUCAGUCCAGGACUUUCUUCUUAUGAUCUGUUUUUUUUUUUUCAUGUUUUAUCUUUUUCAUGUUUUUAUUCUCCUGCUCUUUGAUUUGUGUUACAGUAAAGUGUUGUCAGCUUUUCACGACACAAAGUGCUCGUGGCAGGAUUGAACGGAUGGACUUUGCAGCGCUGAAGACUGAUGUCGGGGUUUGACUUGCGAUCAGCUCCACUGCACUCUGCUCAUCCACCACUGGCUGCCUUCGCACUGGUCUCGCCACUAUUGGUCAGGCCAACUUAUUAAGAGGCGAGGCAGCCGGUUUGGUGAAUAGUCCUCAGGUUUCUAUUUAUUUUUUUAUAUCUAUUUAUUUAUUUUAUUGCAUAUUUCUAUUGUGCUUUUUCCUAUUGUACAACUCGUGCACUUCUGCGAGUACUGUCCGCUGUGUCAAGGGUCACUCUGUGUAAAAGGUGACAUGUUUUAAAGGGAUAGUACACCCAGUCUGCAUCCUGCAGGUGUUUUUCUUCCAACAUGGUGCGACUUAGUUACUCUUUUUCUGCAACUUUGCUUUAGCAUUUUUAUGGUGUUUGCGUGUUUCUUCCACGUAGAACAUAACCACGUUGCCAGAGUGAGACAUCUGUUACUUUAAAACUCAUGAUAUUGGAUUGUAUUUUGUGUGAACUAUCUCUCCCUUUCAGAGGAAGUGUUUUUUCUGUAUUCAAGUCACAGUAGCACUGUUCACGUCUAGUUAGCCCUCUUCUAAUACUGAAAGGUUAAAGGUCACCUGGAGGAGUUCAUGUGAUCAUGCUAAUCGAACAUGACCCCCACCCCUCUCCAAAAAACAAAUCGCAGCAUGUACAGUACAAAGGUGUUGUUCUUCUGUUCUUCUUAGUGUUUACUAGCCUUGAACAUCAGUAUAAGAGUCACAUAUUUCAAGCGAGGGAGUACACAGAGUUA
This is a messenger RNA of Monopterus albus (swamp eel), 4664 nucleotides long. RefSeq names its product calcium/calmodulin-dependent protein kinase (CaM kinase) II beta 1 (gene camk2b1). Lineage: Eukaryota; Metazoa; Chordata; Actinopteri; Synbranchiformes; Synbranchidae. Bases 250 to 1830 code for a protein of 526 amino acids. Gene Ontology annotation, biological process: protein phosphorylation. The transcript is spliced from 21 exons. Gene Ontology annotation, molecular function: calcium/calmodulin-dependent protein kinase activity; ATP binding; calmodulin binding. The record is from RefSeq and is a predicted model, not a curated record.